This is a messenger RNA of Dioscorea cayenensis subsp. rotundata (Guinea yam), 792 nucleotides long. Its product is annotated as protein TIC 214-like. NCBI's taxonomy places the organism in Eukaryota, Viridiplantae, Streptophyta, Magnoliopsida, Dioscoreales, Dioscoreaceae. The record is from RefSeq and is a predicted model, not a curated record. Gene Ontology annotation, cellular component: membrane. The transcript has 3 exons. Bases 1 to 792 code for a protein of 263 amino acids.
AUGGGCGAGGACAUUGAAGCUUAUGUGAAGUUGUGCCAGCAAGACAAGUCUGAGAAAAGACGUGAAGCUGACAUUGGUAAUCUAUUAUCCUUAUGCAUAAAGAUAAUAAAUUCGGUCGUUGUGGUCGGACUCUAUUAUGGAUUUCUGACCACAUUCUCCAUAGGGCCCUCUUAUCUCUUCCUUCUCCGAGCUCGGGUUAUGGAAGAAGGAACCGAGAAGGAGGUAUCAGCAACAACUGGUUUUAUUACGGGACAGCUCAUGAUGUUCAUAUCGAUCUAUUAUGCGCCUCUGCAUCUAGCAUUGGGUAGACCUCAUACAAUGACUGUCUUAGUUCUACCAUAUCUUUUGUUUCAUUUCUUCUGGAAAAAUCAAAAAAGCUUUAACAGUAUUAGAAAUACCAGUACCAGAAACUCAAUGCGUAAUCUCCGCAAUCUCAACAUUCAAUGUGUAUUCUUGAAUAAUCUAAUCUUUCAAUUAUUGAACCAUUUUAUUUUACCAAGUUCAACGUUAAUCAGAUUAGUCAACAUUUAUAUGUUUCGAUGCAACAACAAGAUCUUAUUUGUAACAAGUAGUUUUGUUGGUUGGUUAAUUGGUCACUUUUUAUUCAUGAAAUGGCUUGGAUUGGUCCUGGGUUCCCCCUUUAAGAGAAGAGCCAUCGGACAAACAUCCAACUGGGGCCACUGGAGUUUUCUUUCUGGUCUUCUAGACUUGGUUUCAUCAACGAUGUUGGUGUUGGGGCGAAGGGGAAUGCUAAGAAUGGAAUUGCCAGAUUUUCGAGAAGAAGAACUCUAG